AUGUCGUCUGAUGAGGAGAUCACCGCAGAUGAAUGGGAUCUAGAUGACGCCCAGGAGGAGCUCGUUGAAGUCCAAGGCGCAGAAAGCACCAGUAACAAUAACCAGGCGCUGCUGGCAAAUGCACUGCAGCCGACUCCGUCGCUACCAACAGCACGCCUUCAGUAUCCCGUGAUCCUGCCCCAGCGGCGGCCAAAGCGACGUCAUCGCGGGUUCAUCAGGGCAUAUGCGCCAGACCUCUUAGCGUGCGGUAUUGACCAACAGACGUUCAUAGCUUUUCUCGACGAGCUCGACAAGUCGACUGCCUGGUCCCCUCUCGUGGAGGUCAUCAAUCUGUCGACAAUCGCGACAGUUGCAAUCCCCGGUGGCAUUGGAGCCGCCGUCUCUAUACCCAUCCAAAUCGCUACUGGUAUCUACAAAGAACUCCAGGGACGCAAAGGUCAAAAUGAAUUCUUACACAAGAUGAACGCCGAGAUGUUCCGCCCACGCGGUCUGUACUGUUUGAUAGUUGCUUACAGUCCCUCCGCCAAAGAGCAGGUAACGCAAGAGAACAUUGCUGCCGCUGUCGGGACGAGGACUGAGGCGAGUACAGCUACGUUUGGGGAUCGAUUCAAGAACAACUUCCGAAACUCCGAUGGGAGCUUCGGCUCCCUCGAGUUCCCAACCUCUGCAGAGCUCAUAUUUCCAGGACUUGAAACCGCACCGGGAGACGGGCCCAAGAAGAGCGGAUUCGCUCGGGUGAUGGAGAGGUAUGGUGCCCGUCGCGACCGUAAGCGGACAGCAAAAUGGAUCAGAAAAAACCCCGCCAGCCCCUUGGAAGCUCUUAUGGAUCCGAUGGCGGCGGAAUUGGCGAAAGAAAAGGGACUGAAGAAGCCGAAGAAGAGGAGGCUAGCUAGGAAUCUCCUAUACAUGAUGAUUGUGAAUAUGCCAUCAGAUGACGAAAUGGCUGAGGCUCUUCGUGUCACAACGGGGUCAGCCUAGAACCGCCGACCGUCGACAGUCUCAGGAACGAGAAGUGGUAUCUCGAAUGAAAUUGACCGAGCUAUCCUUGGGAAUAUUUCCUCGUGUCUGCCAUCGUUGUACCUUGUCAACGAGGCGGGCUGCCACUACUAAGCGGCCGGCUUGGAUUGAAGACGAGUCCGAGCACAUGGGGCCUCACGGCGAGUCUCACGCAUUCAAUUGCGUGCGCGACGUCGAGGCUGGUUGGGUCGCGGGGGUUCCAGAUGAUCAACGGCGAGAGGCGUCAUGUGCGGGACGUCAUGGCCGCUCAUAGCGGCGAGUGUGGGAAGUUGAAGAUGGUCUACGAUUGCAUCUCUGAGUGAUAUCAGUCGAGAUUUGCUAUCCGCACUGAGUCUACAAUUAAGCCAAUAGUGCAUCAGA
Molecule: messenger RNA, 1377 nt
Organism: Xylaria bambusicola
Lineage: Eukaryota; Fungi; Ascomycota; Sordariomycetes; Xylariales; Xylariaceae
Exons: 4
Coding region: 1-978 (325 amino acids)
Source: RefSeq, a predicted model, not a curated record